AUGUUCACCUUCUCUCUCCUCCACCGUUGCCUGCUCAUCUUCCUCUCAGUAAACUUCAUAAUUAUAUUAUCUGUUUUAGAAUGUGAUUACAUUAAUGCUAGAUCAUGUUGCUGGAAAUUAAACAAGUGGGUAAUUCCAGAAUUGAUUGGCCAUACCACUGUCACUGUGUUUAUGCUGGUUUCCUUACACUGGUUCCUCUUCCUUCUCACGUCGCCUGUUGCCACUUGA
This is a messenger RNA of Rhinolophus ferrumequinum (greater horseshoe bat), 228 nucleotides long. Its product is annotated as protein cornichon homolog 4-like. The transcript has a single exon. Bases 1 to 228 code for a protein of 75 amino acids. Gene Ontology annotation, biological process: vesicle-mediated transport. The record is from RefSeq and is a predicted model, not a curated record. Lineage: Eukaryota; Metazoa; Chordata; Mammalia; Chiroptera; Rhinolophidae.